GGGAGGUGUGGCCUCUGCAUGCAGAUCUCAGUGGUGAGACAAGAGUUCAUCAGGAGGAGCUCUGAGAGGUUUUGACUGGAAUUACAAUCUUAACAAAUGUGGAACAUGUCCCAGCUCCUGCAGGCUGCUGCUCUGUGGAUCUACCUGCUCCUGCCCUCGCUGCUCUGUGCAAACAUGCGCUGCUACUACAGCCCCAUCCUGGAGAAGGGGGAUAAAUUUGAUCUCAUCGUGUCAGAGUGCCGUCCUGAUGAGAUGUGCUUUAAGGCAGAAGGUCGCUAUGGAAACUACAGCGCCCUGUCUGCCAGGGGCUGCAUGGCAAAGAAGGGCUGCAGCCGGGUGCACAAGAUCCGCAUCAGAGGAACCAUCUACACCAUGAGCUAUGGCUGCUGCGAUUCACCGUAUUGCAACUCCUGCCCAGGGGUCUUCGCCAAACCCCUCGUCAUCACACUUACACUAUUGACUGUAGCUGUGGUGGCCGGCAUCUUGUGAAGACACCACAUGUGCUAUGUGAUGGGUAAUUUUAAGGAGGGGGGGGAAUGUUUUUGUGGUUCAGUGCCCAGAGGCAUUUCUGCAGCCUCUGCAUGGAGUAAUGCAGAGGCUGUGGUCAACGCCCAGAAGACACUGAGGUGUGCACCAUAGUGAUGCCAGAGAUUUUAACAUUUUAUUUUGAAUA
Molecule: messenger RNA, 673 nt
Organism: Gymnodraco acuticeps
Lineage: Eukaryota; Metazoa; Chordata; Actinopteri; Perciformes; Bathydraconidae
Product: protein Bouncer-like
Exons: 2
Coding region: 97-489 (130 amino acids)
Source: RefSeq, a predicted model, not a curated record